This is a messenger RNA of Emys orbicularis (European pond turtle), 993 nucleotides long. It is a transcript of the gene P2RY14, whose product is annotated as purinergic receptor P2Y14. Bases 1 to 993 code for a protein of 330 amino acids. Gene Ontology annotation, molecular function: G protein-coupled purinergic nucleotide receptor activity. Gene Ontology annotation, cellular component: membrane. The record is from RefSeq and is a predicted model, not a curated record. Gene Ontology annotation, biological process: G protein-coupled receptor signaling pathway. NCBI's taxonomy places the organism in Eukaryota, Metazoa, Chordata, Testudines, Emydidae. The transcript has a single exon.
AUGUCCAACUCAAGCGUAAAUGCUUCAGGAAACAACUGCACUUACAGCUCAAUAAUAACUACUCAUGUCAUUCCAGUGGCUUAUGGAUUUAUUUUCAUAGGAGGAAUCCUGUUAAACGGUGUAGCAGCAUGGAUUUUUCUACAUGUUCCUAGCAAGAAAAGCUUUGUCGUCUAUCUCAAGAACAUUGUUGUUGCCGACCUUCUUAUGAGUCUGACUUUCCCCUUCAAAAUUCUUAAUGAUUCAGAAAUUGGGCCUUGGCAGCUCAACGUUUUUGUCUGCCGAUAUUCUGCUGUUAUUUUUUACCUAAAUAUGUACGUUGGAAUAAUAUUUUUUGGCCUCAUAGGGUUUGACAGAUACUACAAAAUUGUAAAGCCUCUGCUUACCUCCUUUGUUCACACAGUUAAUUACAGCAAGAUUAUCUCUGUAGUCGUAUGGGCAAUGCUCAUGUUUUUAUCGUUUCCAAAUAUUAUUUUAACUAAUCAAAGUCCUACAGAGAAGAAUUCCAAAAAGUGUGUAACUUUUAAAAGUGAGCUUGGUCUACAGUGGCAUAAGGCUUCAAACUAUAUUUGCCUAGGAAUUUUCUGGACUGUGUUUCUUCUGUUAAUCAUUUUUUACAGUGCAAUAACAAGAAAAAUAUAUAGUUCCUACAGAAAGUUCAGGAGAAAUUCAACGGUAACUAGGGAAAAAAUCAAUCGCAAUAUAUUCAGCAUCAUGUUUGUAUUUGUCAUUUGUUUUGUGCCAUAUCAUCUUUGCAGACUUCCAUACACAUUAAGUCAAACUGGGUCUCAGUUCUCCUGUCAGUCAAGCAAAAAUCUGUACUAUGGAAAAGAAUUUACUCUGUUACUGACCGCUGCAAAUGUGUGCCUUGAUCCCAUUAUUUAUUUAUUUCUCUGUAAGCCCUUUAGAGAAAAGUUAUACCAAAAACUGCAUCUCAAGUUGACAGCUUUAGGUGAAAUAGAAAACUCUAGAUCCAGAAGGUCAAACACUACAUGA